GUCCAGUACUGCAGCACUGACUGCACCUCCCACUCGGCUCAGCUCCUACUCGGCUCAGCUCGGCUCGGCUUGGGGAAAACAGGCACCGGGGACAUGCAAGCCACACUGCUCAGCAUCCUGGGGCUGGCCCUGCUUGGGGCGCUGCACGCACAGGACAACAUUCCAAUGCAAGCCAACUUCCAGCAGGACAAGCUCACAGGGAGAUGGUACAGCAUCGGCCUGGCCUCCAGCUCCAACUGGUUCAAGGACAAGAAGCACCUGAUGAAGAUGUGCACCACAGUCAUCACUGUCACCGCAGAUGGCAACCUGGAAGUCAACUCCACCUACCCCAAGGGUGACCAGUGUGAGAAGAGGAACAGCCUUUACAUCAAGACGGAGCAGCCCGGGCGGUUCAGCUACACCAGCCCACGCUGGGGCAGCAAACACGACAUCCGUGUGGUGGAGACCAACUAUGAUGAGUACGCUUUAGUGGCCACCCGGAUCUCCAAGAGCACCGGCACCUCCACCAUGGUGCUGCUCUACAGUCGGACUAAGGAGCUCAGUCCUGAGCGCCUGGAGAGGUUCACCCAGUUCUCCAAGGAGCAGGGCCUGACAGAUGAAGAGAUCCUCAUCCUGCCUCAGACAGACAAGUGCAUGGCAGAGGCUGCCUAGGCAGACCCACCAGCUGUUGCCGACCCAAGAGCACUGCAAGCUGGUGGCCACCCCAUCCUAUCCCCAGCACCGUAUCUAUCCACUUUCACUUCCUGGCUUUGCACCCCAUGCCUGUACCGUCACCCCCAUUAAAGCCCAUGUAAAACACCA
Messenger RNA from Oxyura jamaicensis (ruddy duck), 801 nucleotides. RefSeq names its product lipocalin-like. The coding region runs from base 94 to 651 and encodes 185 amino acids. The transcript is spliced from 7 exons. The record is from RefSeq and is a predicted model, not a curated record. Lineage: Eukaryota; Metazoa; Chordata; Aves; Anseriformes; Anatidae. Gene Ontology annotation, molecular function: small molecule binding.